Molecule: messenger RNA, 1153 nt
Organism: Dalotia coriaria
Lineage: Eukaryota; Metazoa; Arthropoda; Insecta; Coleoptera; Staphylinidae
Exons: 2
Coding region: 51-1028 (325 amino acids)
Source: RefSeq, a predicted model, not a curated record
ACUAUAAGAAAAUAAACCCGGAUGACUACGAAACACAAUUAAAAACAUUCAUGAUAAGCCAUUUAGCAAAAUGUCUCUACUAUCAACUACAAUGUGAUGAAAUCUUAGUGGAAGUCACCAUAAAUUAUAUCCUGGAACUAGACGAGUUGUUAUCAUUCAUGUCGGAUUAUUACAAACGAAGUAUCGAAGAGUUUAUCGAACAAAAACUUAAACAACUCUCACAUAACUGCAUCGCAUACAAAAGAAUCAUAAAACAAGAACGUGAAACCAUCGAUCAAUCAUUCCAAACGUUAAUAGACCAGUUGAAACCUCUACAUGGUCAUCCAAACAAUAAAAACUUACUUGAAGAGUUAACUAUUCAAUAUAACAAGAUACAAGACCUCGCAAUUAAUCAACAAGUCUUAUUAGAUCAACAAUAUGAUGUAUAUGAAACACAAGUGAUCGAAAACGUCGCCAUGUUUGAAGUGCAAAUGGACAAGAUGGAGACACGUCUGAAGAAAUGCAUAGAAAACUUUAUUCUGCUUUACAUUGAAGAUGAACACAUUUUUCAACAACUCAGACAAAAACUUGCGUAUUUUGAGCGUAUAAUGAUGUCUGAUGAGGCAAUGAUUACCCCAAGCACUGAUUCAAUGAAUAUCGAGGUAGUGGAUCAGUUAAAUUCAAAACUAGAGUUACUAAAACUAGGAUUGAAAGUGUCUUCAGUCGAAUUCUCUUCGUAUAUCAAAUCCAAAUGGGUUAAAGCAUCGACAAUCAAAGAAAAGUAUUCCAGCGGUGAUUAUUUGAACACAUCGAAUGAAAAUAGUAAAGAAUUUGAUUCGAUUAUUACACAUUUUCGUAAUGAUCAACAUCUAUGUUUGAAAGAGUUGGUUUCCAUGAAGAAUAUUACCGAAAUGUGCGAAUUAUGGUCGAAUGUAUGGGCGGAUAAUGUUGAAGAAAUAAAGGCGCUGUAUAUUGUUAAGUAUACACCCAAAGAUAAAGUUGAAGAAAUUAAAGUUAAACAAGUUAAUCAAAAAAAGAUGAAGAAGUGAAUUAUUUGCGGUUAGGUUAUUGGCGGUUGCUUUGCGCAACGUGAGCGUUUACCUUUUCGGUGAGUUUAUUAACGCUGCGUCUUAACUUCCCAACUACAAAAGAUAAAUAAAAUGAAUUAAAUAUU